Messenger RNA from Drosophila kikkawai, 1101 nucleotides. RefSeq lists its product as uncharacterized. The record is from RefSeq and is a predicted model, not a curated record. NCBI's taxonomy places the organism in Eukaryota, Metazoa, Arthropoda, Insecta, Diptera, Drosophilidae.
UUCGCAGCGAACCAAACUCGUAGACCCAGAACCGUGCAGCGGGAAGAAAUCAAAUUAAAAAAUCUCCGAAAAAAAAAAAAAAUCAGUGACAUCAUGUGCAAAAGUGUGAUGAUUUGUUUGGCCAUCUUGGCUUCAGCUUCAGCUGUUCUGGCCCAAACCGGCAAUCAGCCAAAGUCCUGUGUUGAUGCCACCGGACUAGAUUUCAAUAAUACACAAUUCGCUGGCUAUUGGCAAGAGGUGGCCCGCAAUCCAGCCUCGAAUGUGUCCUGCAUUGAUGUGAAUAUUGGCUUCUGGAACAACACCAACAUGCUAGUGAAUGUCAGCCACUCGGCCAACACUCAGUCCCUGUACCAGAAUGUCUACGAGAAGGCCAACAUCAGUCUGUCCGGAAAAACUUCCUACAACGUCAGCUUCACAGACGGCCAGAGGGAGAGCUUUGUGACCAUCAAGCUGCUGGAACUGGUCUCCGACACUUACCUGUUGGGUUGCAGCUACACGGAUGCCAGCAACGUCUCGACCAGCGCUGGCUUCAUUUUGGCCAGGGCCAACUACUCGUCCUCCCUCAUUCCGCAGGUCAAUGCCAAUGCCUCCGUGAACUACAGCAACUUUGUGAACGGAACCGUCCACAAUGUCACGCAUAUUGGUUGCUAUGCCAGCUCUGCGGCACAGAACCUGCCACUGAUCACUGGCUUCCUGGCCCUUGCUCUGCUGCUGAUCAAGGCCUAGAAAACGAACACGAAGAAGAGAAGAUGCCAAUUCCUGUGUGUCUUAGCCCACCCGACAGGAAAUAGCCGAAACCAAAACACUUGCCUAAGUUAUUGCGUCAGUAUCUUUAUUUAGUUUUUAGUUGGCUUUGCAUUCCCCGCCCUGAAAAACGAGCCAAGGCAAUGGCGAUGAUGUCAAAUAAAAAUAAACCAAAGUGGGUGAGGACCCAUAAAAAAGCCCCCAAUUUUCGAUAAAGGCUUACUCAGACAGAAUCAUGUGUCUCAAUGCGCUGGUGCAAUCAGUGCUUUAAUUUGUCGGCAACUUGUACAAGGUAUGCGUGAUAAGAUAGGGGUAAACGAUAAAAAAAUAUACUACUCCGCCACCAGUUAACACACA